CUGAUGUCAUAUCCGGUGUGUGUUGCGCCGUCAGGCUGCCGCUGAAGUUCGCACUUACCCUCGCUAUGUCUGCUACAGCGAGAUAAAGUGGAAGAAAUAACGUUACACACCUCCAGCUCACAGGCACAGUGGCGCAACUCGAGUAGCUUAACGGCCGUUUUUGUACCAGGGAGAAUUAAAGAUGUUUUCUUUUAGCGUGCAACCACAGGUGACUGUACCUCUUAGCCACCUCAUCAAUGUCCUCCACUCUAUGAAGAGCUCAGUGGGAAGCAGCAGUAGCAGCGCCGCCUACACAGCAAGGAAACCCAAGGAGUAUGCUUCCGACUCAGAGCUACACUGCACAGAGCCCAUGUGGAACCUGCGUGAGCUUGGCCUAUCAGACCUGGGAGCACAGCAGCUGGAUGAGCUGGUCAAUCGUAUGUUACCACGCUUGAGUCUACAGGAGGCGCCACUUCCAUCGGGUGAACAGACAGCCUGGAGGACCUCACAUCUUUCAACGCACUCCUUUUUCUACAAUAAGCAUGGCUUCUCGUCUGGUGCAAUGGCCAUGUUGACCCCAGUUUUUUCCAGGCAGCAACCUUCAGCUCUUCAGGCUGUCAGCACAGAGCUACAACAUUGGCCAGUGUGGGUCCAGAGCAGAGGCUUUAAAACUUUUAGGAGCAAAACCAGACGACUGCAGUCAGCCUCUGAACGCCCACUUGAAUCUGAAGGCUUCACACCAUCUUUUAUGAAGGGUUUCCUGACACGUGACAAGGGGGUUGACAUUGAAAGUCUAGACAGUCUGUCAAAGAACAAAAACAUACCUGAAGGCCAGCAGGAUGCUUUCAAGAAGGGCUUCGCGGAGGGUUUCCUGAAAGCCCAAGCCUUGACACAACGCACACAAGAGUCUCUCAGGAGGACUCGUCUCAUCCUGCUGGUGCUGCUUCUUGUUGGGCUCUAUGGUAUCUCCAAAACCCCCUUUAUAUCGGUGCGGUUCCGGACCACAUCAGGCCUGGACUCGGCAGUUGACCCUGUCCAGAUGAAAAACGUGACAUUUGAGCACGUCAAAGGGGUAGAAGAAGCUAAGAAUGAGCUGCAGGAAGUGGUGGAGUUCCUGAAAAACCCACAAAGGUUCACAGCCUUGGGUGGAAAGCUGCCAAAAGGUGUUCUGCUGGUUGGUCCUCCAGGGACGGGAAAGACUCUGCUGGCCAGAGCUGUGGCAGGAGAGGCUGAUGUACCGUUCUACUAUGCCUCUGGGUCCGAGUUUGAUGAGAUGUUUGUUGGAGUGGGAGCCAGCCGCAUCAGGAACCUUUUCAGGGAGGCUAAAGCCAAUGCUCCCUGUGUGAUCUUCAUUGAUGAACUGGAUAGUGUUGGUGGGAAAAGGAUUGAGUCUCCCAUGCACCCUUAUUCCAGACAGACUAUCAACCAACUGCUCGCUGAGAUGGAUGGGUUUAAACCAAAUGAGGGCGUGAUCAUCAUUGGAGCAACCAACUUCCCAGAGGCUUUGGAUAAUGCCCUGAUCCGCCCUGGACGUUUUGACAUGCAGGUGACUGUCCCCAAACCAGACGUGAAAGGACGCACAGAGAUCCUCAACUGGUAUCUAAAGAAGAUUAAAGUGGAUCCAGCUAUUGAGGCCAAUAUUAUUGCUCGGGGCACAGUGGGCUUCUCUGGCGCUGACCUGGAAAAUCUGGUCAACCAGGCUGCCCUGAAGGCAGCAGUUGAUGGCAAAGACAUGGUCACCCUGAAAGAACUGGAGUUUGCUAAAGAUAAAAUCCUCAUGGGCCCUGAGAGGAGGAGUGCAGAAAUAGACAAGAAGAACAAGAUCAUCACAGCGUACCAUGAAUCAGGCCAUGCAAUCGUAGCUUACUACACCAAAGACGCCAUGCCAAUUAACAAGGCUACUAUAAUGCCCAGAGGCCCCAGUCUGGGACAUGUGUCCAUGCUCCCAGAGAACGAUCGCUGGAGUGAGACUCGCUCUCAGCUGCUGGCCCAGAUGGACGUCAGUAUGGGCGGCCGCGUGGCAGAGGAGAUCAUAUUUGGCCAAGAGUACAUUACAACCGGUGCAUCAAGUGACUUUGAUAGUGCUACAAAGAUCGCUAAGAUGAUGGUGACCAGAUUUGGAAUGUGUGAAAAGUUGGGUGUGAUGACCUAUACUGACAUGACAGCCCAGAGCCCAGAGACCCAAGCAGCUGUGGAGCAUGAAAUCAGGGUGUUACUGAAGGAGUCUUAUGAGCGUGCCAAAGCCCUGCUGAAGUCUCGUGCCAAAGAGCACAAAAACCUGGCAGAUGCUCUGCUCAUGUACGAGACACUGGACGCCAAAGAGAUCCAGCUGGUCCUGGAGGGCAAGAACCUGGAGGUCAGAUGAAACCAGUGAAGGAAGCAACAAUCAGGGGGUAGCAGUGUGGAAAGUGGUCAGAUGUUAUGAGCUCAGGGGUCAUGGAAGGAGGGAUGGACAUGAGCAGUAAAUCAGAGGAGUAAGAAGUCAUUACCUGCAUUCACAAAGUCUUUUGACAAGUGCUUAUGUGGGACUAUGUCACAUCUUUAUGCUGUCACCUUUGUUUAAUCUCAUCAAUAUUCCCAAAUAAGUAGUUCUGUUAUGUGAAACUUACACAGGACUUUCCAGAAUUUAAGACCUUCAUUGUAUGUGAUAAAAAUGAAAGGAUGCUGAGGAUGUUGCUCGUGUCACUUUAUCAGUUGGUGGGAGGAAAAGAUCAUGAAUGUAAUUGUGCACCUCAAACGUGAAAACAGUAUCUGCAUAGGAUUCGUGUUUUUAAUGUGAAAAAGUAGUUGGAAUUUGGUCUAAUUCUGUUCAGCCAAGUCUCCAUGGAUUCCUUUUCUGUUAAUGGGAAAUGCUGAGCACCAUGUAUCUUUAAUCCAAAGAUACUGUGUAAUUGUGGCAAGUAGACUUUAUCUCAAUUCAAUGUCAACUCCCAUUUGUCAGUUGUCUUCCAGUGUUCGUGUCUGUUAUUGGUCUGGAAUAUCUGCGAGUUCAGGCUAUACUCGACUGUGUUUCUCAAUUUGGCACCUAAAACUGUAAUGGUGGGGGGUGCAGAACUUUCCAUUUGAUUCUUUGUGUCUGGGAUUAUUGGGAGAUAUACAUUCUCCUGUCCUGAUGUACCCCUCUGCAUAUGUCCCUGUUACUUACUUUUAAAGGUGGCCUUUUGGGGAAUGUACUGUAUGUGUGAAUCUUUUUCUUUAAAGUAGAAAGUGUAUAAAGUUAAGCUUUAAGGUCUCAGCACUUUGGAUAAGUGUACAAAUUAAAAAGCACUCAUGUAAUUUAUUUCAUUGAUGCUGCGUGUACAGAUGGAUCAAAAACUGCUACUCAAAAAGCAUGUGACAAAUACAAACUCUGUUUAUGUAGUGAUAAAGCAUUGAAAUCUAGGAUUUUAAGGUUGUAACCUUGGCCUAAUUUAUUUAAAUAGCCCCAAGUUCUGAAAAACCUCUCAGCAAAAUAUCAGUUUUUCUUGUAAUAACGAGUGGAUUAAAGACUCUUAAACUUUAGAUUAUUCAGACAAACAAGGUGAAUUAUGUCAGGUAUUGUCUCUUGCUGUCUUCUUUGUCAUUACUUCAAAGCAGAGAGAUGUCACACAGUGCAGUGGAAGAAAGAUGUCUAAGCCAAUGUUCAGUGCUUCCUGACAUUGCUCUGUGAAUAUAGGAAGUUAUGCUGUAAUAAGUCUGAUUGUAAAGUGACAUCCUUGAUUUUAAAUAUGACAUUUCUUCAACACAGCUUGUGGGUAGAAACUUGCAGUUAUGCCUCUUAAAAUGUCAAAUGUGUCAGUUUUAAAGUGAAUAGUUAGAGCAACAACACUCUGAUUUCCUUUAAGGUAUAGCUCCUGUCAAGAUAACCACCAGCAUAUGUUAUACUUCAUAGUGUUACCUUUUUCUGCAGGGUUUAUUUCGCUUUAAUUUGCGACACUAUUUCUUCUGUUUAUUGGCCUUUUAUCUAUGUUUAGCUGUGUACAUAUAUGAUCAUGAUGUAAUGGAAACAUUGUAUAUAGAUGUAUAGAAAAGCUUUUAUGCUGUGAACACAUUGAAUGGCUCUCUGUUGUUGAUUGACAAAAUCUCUCAACAGUGUGAUAGCAAUGGUUUGUGAAUGUUUGUGACGCUGAAAUAAAUAAAUAAAGCGCAAAUAAAAACUUCUGA
This is a messenger RNA of Morone saxatilis (striped sea-bass), 4122 nucleotides long. RefSeq names its product YME1-like 1b (gene yme1l1b). Lineage: Eukaryota; Metazoa; Chordata; Actinopteri; Moronidae. Gene Ontology annotation, molecular function: ATP-dependent peptidase activity; ATP hydrolysis activity; ATP binding. The record is from RefSeq and is a predicted model, not a curated record. Gene Ontology annotation, cellular component: mitochondrial inner membrane. The transcript is spliced from 18 exons. Gene Ontology annotation, biological process: mitochondrion organization; protein quality control for misfolded or incompletely synthesized proteins. Bases 182 to 2344 code for a protein of 720 amino acids.